Solanum tuberosum (potato) is the source of this 507-nucleotide messenger RNA. RefSeq lists its product as uncharacterized. The coding region runs from base 1 to 507 and encodes 168 amino acids. Gene Ontology annotation, molecular function: nucleic acid binding. Lineage: Eukaryota; Viridiplantae; Streptophyta; Magnoliopsida; Solanales; Solanaceae. Gene Ontology annotation, biological process: DNA integration. The transcript is spliced from 2 exons. The record is from RefSeq and is a predicted model, not a curated record.
AUGAAGGAAACUUGUGAAAGGUUCAAGAUUGCUCAUCGAAAUUCCACGAUUUACCGGCCACAGAUGAAUGGAGCAGUUGAGGUUGCAAAUAAGAAUAUCAAGAAGAUCCUAAGAAAAAUAGUGGACAGUCAUAGGCAAUGGCAUGAAAAGUUACCAUAUGCUUUACUUGGUUAUCGCACCACAAUCAGAACAUCAACUGGGGCAACUCCUUAUAUGUUGGUUUAUGGUUCAGAAGCAGUAAUACUUGCUGAGGUGGAAAUACCAUCUUUAAGGAUUAUCCAAGAGGUUGGUCUGGACGAUGCAGAAUGGAUACGUAGUAGGCAUGAACAAUUGAUGCUCAUCGAUGAAAAGAGGAUGGACGCGGUUUGUCAUGGCCAACUCUAUCAAAACAGAAUGACCAAAGCGUUCAACAAGAAAGUCAAACCUCGACAGUUCACACCGGGGCAACUGGUACGCUCAAGAUCUAGAUCAAAUACUGAAGAAAAGAGGGCCCUCGUAGGAAAAUAG